Molecule: messenger RNA, 369 nt
Organism: Hydatigera taeniaeformis
Lineage: Eukaryota; Metazoa; Platyhelminthes; Cestoda; Cyclophyllidea; Taeniidae
Source: the annotation of a GenBank genome assembly
AUGGCCCUCCAAGUUCCCAAGUUACGGGACCUUUUCCGUUUUGCUUUUUUUCUUUGCACGAAAGUCCCUCACUACCCAUCCUCGACCAGGGUAUGCAUAACUCGAGUGAAUCGUGAUCUUUACGGCCGUAUGUACCCGGUUUAUCUAGCUCUAUCGAAUGGUGCUACUAUUCGAAUUCGCUACAAGGAGCCACGACAUGUGCUUCAGUUGCCGCUGGAUCUAGACGAGUGCGAUGAGGAGGAACGGGCUCGGCGUCUGCUACGUCGGAAGCCGCGAGAGCGUUUGGAAUUGCAGGAGGACACGGGGUUCGAGGACUCCUUCGACCCGACUGCUUACGACUUCCUUUUGUCGAAGUCCAAGUCUAAGUAG